Molecule: messenger RNA, 1578 nt
Organism: Amorphotheca resinae ATCC 22711
Lineage: Eukaryota; Fungi; Ascomycota; Leotiomycetes; Helotiales; Amorphothecaceae
Exons: 2
Coding region: 1-1578 (525 amino acids)
Source: RefSeq, a predicted model, not a curated record
AUGAUCUUCAAAGGAGUUCUCGCUGCUGGCUUCAUAGCCGCAGUUUCUGCUGCGCCGGCGCCUCAAGUUACGGGUACAUCAUCGUCGACCACAUCCAGUUCAUCCUCUUCGUCCUCUUCGUCAUCCUCGUCUUCCAGUUCAUCUUCCGGUGGAGCUGCUACGUCCUACUCCUACCCUCAAUCGACCUCUGUCAAUAGCGCCGCCGUCUCGUCUGCCGCCUCGUACGCUGGCAUUCCAGUCUCCGAACUCCCAGGUGCCACCGAUGGCGUUGUGCCACUCGUGAGCAGCGAGGUCACUGGGACGACAAGCCACGGCCCGUACAGUGGUACACCAACCACAACGGGGGCUGUCAGCAACUCGCCUCUUGCAACGGCUAUCCCGGUCCUGCCACCCAACGCGACCGAGCUCACCUACAGCCCCAACGGCUCUCUGCACAACCCGCAGCCUAUUCCGUAUCAACCAGCUGGGGGUCUUGGUACAAGCGGCACCGAGCCUGUCUACCGUGUCCAGUCCGACUUUGACUAUGAGUCCAUCCUUCUCGGCUUGUACCAGGAGUGGAUCGAGCUCGAUCUCUUCCACUACAUCCUCGCCACCUUCUCCGAGGCCGACUUUACCGCUGCCGGGUUGACCGCCUCUGACCGAUACCUUAUCGAGUUCAUGGCCGAUCAGGAGGCUGGCCACGCCACUCUCCUCUCCAACCUGCUCGGCGGGCCUGGUGGCGCAACACCGCAGUGCACAUACAACUACCCCUUCACGACUGUGCCCGAGGCCUUCGACUUCGCCCAGAAGGUGACGCGCUUCGGUGAGUCUGGAGUGUGGGGCUUCCAGGCGCACUUGGACUCCCGCGAGGUUGCUCAGCUCCUCUCGCAGUCCAUCGCAACCGAAGCUCGUCAACAGAUGAUCUUCCGUCAGUUCCGGGGUCUCUUCCCCAUGCCGGUAUGGUUCGAGACUGGAAUUCCACAGUCGUGGGCCUGGACUCUGCUCGCACCGUACAUCUCUUCCUGCCCACCGAACGCGAAGCGUCUUGCGUGGCAGAACUUCCCGGCCCUUCACGUCUUGAACCAGCCUAACAGUGCUCGUCGCAAUGCAAGCCAGACCGGCACCAACGAGACGGUUGGAUGGGGUCCCGCGGCACCAAGCUCGGAUGUUCCCGCAAACCAGUCUUGCAUCGCCAACAACGUGACUGGUUUCGACUGCUCGGCCGCGAUCUCGCAGAACCGAACAAUUCCCCUGUCCUACCCAGGCCGCCCGGUCUACCUCCAGUGGGAGAACCCGGGCCAGCGCGUCGGACCGAACAAUUCGUACGUCACGGCCAGCAACGCCAGCACGCCGGCAUGGGUUCUGUGGGUCACGCAACUCAACACCACCUACUCGCCUCUGACCAACAUCACGCGAUUAAACGGCACGAACUAUGGCCAAACCAUCCAGCCUGAUGUUUCGACUUACGAGGGUGACCCUGCGGUCAAUGGAACCAUGUUCAUUGCCAUCACGGACACCAACACCACCUACACGCCCUUCAACCUCAGCAGCGUCAACCCACACGUCGUUGCCGGCCCCUUCCUCUACCAGGCCGGAUAA